This is a messenger RNA of Eucalyptus grandis, 1687 nucleotides long. Its product is annotated as GDSL esterase/lipase At1g29670. The record is from RefSeq and is a predicted model, not a curated record. Gene Ontology annotation, molecular function: hydrolase activity, acting on ester bonds. The transcript is spliced from 5 exons. Lineage: Eukaryota; Viridiplantae; Streptophyta; Magnoliopsida; Myrtales; Myrtaceae. The coding region runs from base 237 to 1346 and encodes 369 amino acids.
GCUAUGUCCGCGGGAAAUUAAUGCUCUCCAUCUCUCUCCCUCAACUGUAAAACGAGCAGUAGACGCCUUCUCUGCUGAACACUCUUAUUUAUACUAAGCUGGAACCUCCCGUUGAGCUGCAUGCAUUGUGUCUGAGGUCAGUGAAGACCAACCCGCAAUAGCACAUUUAUACUCCUCAUUCACUGACUGAUCUCGACCUUUCAUCACUUGUUACCCGAGAGAUCAUAGCUUUUGUGAUGGAGGGCGAGAUGAGCAGCAGAGGGUGGGUUUUGGGCUUGGUGAGUGUGCUGCUGCUGGUGACGUUGAACGGCGAUGGAGCGAGCGCAGACCCGCAAGUGCCAUGCUACUUCAUAUUCGGGGACUCGUUGGUGGACAACGGGAACAACAACGGGCUCAACUCCUUGGCCAGAUCCAACUACCUGCCAUACGGCAUCGACUUCGCCGCUGGUCCCACCGGGAGGUUCUCUAACGGCAAGACCACGGUGGAUGUCAUCGCUGAGCUUCUGGGGUUUGACGAUUAUAUUCCUCCAUAUACGGUCGCGAGUGGUGAUGCGAUUCUUAAAGGAGUGAACUAUGCAUCUGCUGCUGCUGGGAUCAGGGCGGAAACCGGGCAGCAACUGGGGGCGAGAAUAGCCUUCGAAGGACAGCUGCAAAACUACCAGAGCACAGUGUCGCAACUGGUGAACAUAUUGGGCAACGAGGACACGGCGGCGAAUUACCUGAGCAAGUGCAUAUACUCGGUCGGCAUGGGAAGCAACGACUACCUCAACAACUACUUCAUGCCUCAGUACUACUCCUCGAGCAACCAGUUCACGCCCGACCAGUACGCGGACGAGCUCAUUCAGGAGUACUCACAGCAGCUGAGGACACUGUACAACUACGGAGCGAGGAAGGCGGUGCUGAUUGGGGUGGGUCAGAUAGGUUGUAGCCCUAACGCGUUGGCCCAGAGCAGUGCGGAUGGCACCACAUGCGUGGAUAGGAUCAACGUCGCAUGUCAAAUAUACAACAACAAGCUCAAGUCGCUCGUCGAUCAGCUCAACACCAAUCUCUCCGAUGCUAGAUUUAUUUACGUUGACGCUUACGGAAUAUUCCAAGAUCUCAUGACCAGACCAGCAAGUUUCGGUUUUAGCGUCACGAAUGCUGGGUGUUGCGGUGUCGGUAGGAACAACGGCCAAAUCACGUGCCUUCCCUUCCAGACACCUUGCCAAAACCGAAACGAGUAUCUGUUCUGGGACGCGUACCACCCGUCGGAGGCCGCCAACAUAAUUGUCGGGAGGAGAUCGUACAGUGCCGAGGCCCCGACCGACGCUUACCCCAUCGACAUCCGCCGCCUCGCCCAGCUCUGAAGAUAGAGAGGCGGCGGCGGCGGAAGUGGCUGGGGGAGUCACAGCGACCUGAUAAGGAUCUCCCUGUUGUUUGUUCCCAAUUUUCACUGUACCAUGAUCGUGUUGUUUCCAUUGUAAGCAUUAAGUUUGCUCAUAAGUUGGUGUGCUUUGCUUGCUUGUGUUUGUGUCCAACUCAAUUAGAGUGUACCCUUAGGAAAGUAAAUGCAAGUGCACAUCUAGAUACAUUUGUAGUCCUUGGAUAAAUUUGGAUCUUGCAUAUGUGAAUGCAACAAUUUGGCAUAAAACUCAAGGUGAUCUUAUCAGUUUGAAUUUGAACCAUCCAACCAAUAAAUUUUGCCUUU